Xenopus laevis (African clawed frog) is the source of this 3090-nucleotide messenger RNA. It is a transcript of the gene htr7.L, whose product is annotated as 5-hydroxytryptamine (serotonin) receptor 7, adenylate cyclase-coupled.L. NCBI's taxonomy places the organism in Eukaryota, Metazoa, Chordata, Amphibia, Anura, Pipidae. The coding region runs from base 672 to 1997 and encodes 441 amino acids. Gene Ontology annotation, molecular function: G protein-coupled receptor activity; G protein-coupled serotonin receptor activity. The record is from RefSeq and is a predicted model, not a curated record. Gene Ontology annotation, biological process: circadian rhythm; vasoconstriction; G protein-coupled receptor signaling pathway. The transcript is spliced from 4 exons. Gene Ontology annotation, cellular component: membrane; synapse; plasma membrane.
UAUUAGCUUCAUAUCCACUAGAUGGCACUAACAGUAUAACUGCAAAAAUCCAAAAUACGUUGCAGUAUGUUGGAAAGGAUGCUUCUGCUUGUUUCCCAUUCAGUACGGAAACUACACACUGCCUCUAAGUUGCUGCAAGGAAUGAAACAAGCAUAGGAAACACUAAAAUCCCCAGAGCUGCUGGUGGUGACAGGCAUGAUUAUUCUGCUACCCUCAAGAUCCAGAAUCAUGCUUUGCAGCUUUUCUUUGAAGAACAGGCAACACCGUAUCCUACUUGCUACAUUUGGACUAGAAAGCUAAGGCAUCAUCCUGGAAGAUUUCUGUACUUUAGUUUUUUGUGGCUCAAACAUUACCCUUUCAGCAGUUAGUGCACAAGGUUUGCUGCAUUGGACAAAGAUUGUGCCAUUAAUGGACUUCUGCUCUUGGAAAGACACCUCUGGGGCUCUGUGUAAACUUCAUAUCCAGCACAAUGGCAGUAAGUGAAGGUGCCAGGUCAGUUAUAUGAAUCAUCAUUUUGUCUCCUCGUUAUGUUUUUCGGUCUACUCUCACUGAACCAUACAAACGGAUGGCAGUAUUAAAGGAACUACUCUAUGAUCUGGUCAUUGACACAGAGAGGUGAUUAUUGAAGAUCCAAUGAGUUGGGGGUUUACACAUGGACCACAUAAAUCACCAUGGUCAUCGAUAUCAACAGUAGUUUCAUGCACAGCAACAUCAGAUCCUAUGUCAUCGAAGAGCUGAAAGAUCAUAGCACCUCUAUUAUGAUUUCUGGAUCUUUCGAUCCCCGUCUGCCUAAGAUUCUUCAGGAAGCCACCACAACAAGCCCCAUUCCAACGUCCACCUUUACCAGUGAAAAUGACACACUGUGCGGAGAACUGAUGAUUCUUAAUUAUGGCCACAUUGAAAAACUGGUCAUCGGAGCCAUCCUAUCCUUAAUCACUUUGCUAACGAUUGCAGGAAAUUGCCUGGUGGUCAUAUCAGUGUGCUUUGUGAAAAAACUCAGACAGCCUUCCAACUAUUUGAUCGUGUCUUUGGCUUUGGCUGAUCUCUCAGUCGCUAUAGCUGUCAUGCCUUUUGUCAGUGUUACGGAUCUCAUUGGAGGCGAGUGGAUCUUUGGCCAUGUAUUUUGCAAUGUUUUCAUUGCUAUGGAUGUCAUGUGCUGCACAGCUUCCAUUAUGACUUUAUGCGUUAUAAGCAUCGACAGGUAUCUUGGAAUCACCCGGCCACUUACAUAUCCCGUGAGACAGAAUGGCAGAUGCAUGGCCAAAAUGAUUCUUUGUGUCUGGCUCCUCUCUGCUUCUAUAACAUUACCUCCUCUCUUUGGCUGGGCCCAGAAUGUAAAUGACGAUAAAGUCUGCCUUAUCAGCCAGGAUUUUGGAUACACCAUCUACUCCACAGCAGUUGCCUUUUAUAUUCCAAUGUCAGUGAUGCUUUUUAUGUACUACAGGAUCUUUAAAGCUGCUAAAAGGAGUGCAGCAAAGCACAAAUUUACUGGACUUCCCCGUCCUGAAGAGAGCGAUGGAAUGAUUUCUGCAAAUGGAAAUGUGAAAAUCCAUAAGGAGUCUGAAGAAUGUACAAAUCUCUCAAAGCUGCUCAGAAACGAUAGGAAAAACAUUUCUAUUUUUAAAAGAGAACAGAAAGCUGCUACAACCCUUGGGAUUAUUGUAGGGGCAUUUACAGUUUGCUGGCUACCUUUUUUUAUACUUUCAACAGCAAGACCUUUCAUUUGCGGAACUGAGUGCAGUUGCAUUCCAUUAUGGUUGGAGAGGACCUUUUUAUGGCUGGGAUAUGCAAACUCUCUUAUAAACCCUUUUAUUUACGCCUUUUUUAACAGAGAUCUGAGGACAACCUAUCGAAAUCUGUUGCAAUGCAGGUACAGAAAUAUCAACCGGAAGCUGUCUGCUGCAGGAAUGCAUGAGGCUUUGAAGCUAGCAGAAAGGCCUGAUCAUGCCUUCAGGACCAGAAGGCAAAGCAGGGAGAACUUUAGAAGCAUCACGUGACAAGACAAGAACAUGACAAGACAAGAACAUGGAUUGUAAAGAACUGAUGAUGAAAACGAUCAAUUUAUCAGCAGGCUGAAACUCAUAAUUUGUGCUUCAAUCAUGUACCAUUUUAUCUACAACCAGAGGAAUGUCUUUACUCUUCAAAAGAGAUUUUCCACUAUUCAGUGCGGCACUGUGGUUAUAUCUGAUAUGAGCGCAAUCUUCAAUGUGUAUUACAAUCAUUAAUAAAACGAAUUAUAAAGUCUACGUACCAAAUAAACAUUUUUUAGAUAUAGGUAUAUGGUUUAUUUUUCUAAAUGUCAAGUAAAGAAUAUGCAUUUUAAAGGGACUCUGCAAUAGUACUGUGCUCUGUCUGGCCAUCUUUAUAAUACUCUUUACUGUGUCAUUUUAACCAGUGCUGCACCCAAUUUAUUCGUCCUGCAGUCUUUAGGCACAUCACAUUAGGAAACUGCAACCAAGUCUACAGAGGAAAGAGGAAUUAUAAAUAAAGCAUCUUAACUAUGGAAUGUACACUCUUUUUCCUGUAUAAAUAUAGUUGAGCUUUGUACCCCAGAUUUAUCAAUAAAUUCUGUUCCAUGUGUAAAAAAUGUCAGCAGACUGAAGAAGCCACUCAGGUGAGUUGUGAGACAACUCAAAAGCCCAGUUGCUUUGGACUACUAGAUACUAGGGUGAUUUAUCAAGGUUCAAAUUAGAAUUGUUUCCACCAAUCAGGUUUUGUUGUGCUUUCAACAACUUGUGUAUUUUUUAUGUAUAUUUAUUAAAUGCAAAAAAUGUGUAAAGCUAUACAACUUCAGCAUAUAAAAGCUCCAUGUAGAAGUCAAUGGGAGCAGUCAAUGUCAAAUUUAAGGCAUUUAAGUUUUUUGAAUUUUUCAACCCAUGGAAAAUGAUCAUUCAGCCAUAGUUCCAAGAAAAAUGUGUUUUUUCCACCAAUCAAUUUUUGUUGUGCUAAAACUCGGGAAGUUGAAUUAUGGGUCAACAGUGACCUGAAUUUUUACUUGAGAAUGUCAUCAGGUACAGUAUGUCACUACUAUUGUAUAAAUAAGUAUAUUGUACUUUUAGAAAUACUUUGAGUGUUUGUCAUUGAUCAAAU